Molecule: messenger RNA, 528 nt
Organism: Medioppia subpectinata
Lineage: Eukaryota; Metazoa; Arthropoda; Arachnida; Sarcoptiformes; Oppiidae
Source: the annotation of a GenBank genome assembly
UGGAAAGACUUUGUGGAGACGAGUUGUACUGAGAGUUGGCCCGUAAUCACGGAGUACUCGGCGGUAAACGACAGAUGUGUGCACUCGUAUCCGUUCAAAAAGCUGUAUUACUCAAUGGUAACGGUUAUCCUAUUCUUUGUGCCGGUGCUCGUUAUGAUCACCGCAUACUCGCUAAUUGUAUGGCGCCUAUGGGUUCACAAAGCACCCGGAGAGCUCAUCACACAAACCCAGAGGGCCCAGAAUUGUUCCAAGAAAAAGGUCGUUAAAAUGGUUUGUUUAGUGCUGUUGUGUUUCAUCAUAUGUUGGAUGCCAUUGCAGAUCAUAGUAUUGUAUUCACUGUUUGGACACUCGGCCAAUGAUUCCGGUGAAUUGCCCACGUGGUUUCCCACAUUGUCUUAUAUGAGCACAUUUAUAGCGUACACCAAUUCAGCUCUUAAUCCCGUUAUUUACGGAGGUUUUAACAAAACAUUUCGACAGACACUGUAUUCAGUGCUCCGGUUUGAGUGUCAAGUCAUUCACAGAUACCGU